Molecule: messenger RNA, 201 nt
Organism: Epithele typhae
Lineage: Eukaryota; Fungi; Basidiomycota; Agaricomycetes; Polyporales; Epitheliaceae
Exons: 2
Coding region: 1-201 (66 amino acids)
Source: RefSeq, a predicted model, not a curated record
AUGCCUGGUCUUACGCCCUACCCCCCUUUCCCUCAGGACAUCCAUACCUCUCCUCUCUUGGUGAUCGACCACGAGCUUAUUCAAGCUGGAGAUGCGGAUGAGAUUGAGAGGCUCUGGAAGGGUGCGACGGAAAUGGGGUUUUGGUAUCUCAUGAACCACGGCGUAUCUGAGGAAGCGGAAGGAAUGUUUGCGAUGGGCUAG